Cryptomeria japonica (Japanese cedar) is the source of this 3087-nucleotide messenger RNA. Its product is annotated as pentatricopeptide repeat-containing protein At5g04780, mitochondrial. Bases 284 to 2050 code for a protein of 588 amino acids. The record is from RefSeq and is a predicted model, not a curated record. Gene Ontology annotation, molecular function: RNA binding; protein binding; zinc ion binding. NCBI's taxonomy places the organism in Eukaryota, Viridiplantae, Streptophyta, Pinopsida, Cupressales, Cupressaceae. The transcript is spliced from 4 exons. Gene Ontology annotation, biological process: RNA modification.
CCAAGAUUCAAAUUGUGUUGCUAGGUAUGGUUUAUGGUCUGCAAAGCCCACCAUUCUAUUCGUAAUUGCCAAGGCAAUUCCAAUACAUUAGACUAUAUAUAUAUAUAUAUCUCAGCAAUCCGCCAUGUCAGCUUUUGUAAUAUGGAUUAUAUUUCAUGGCCUUCCCUCUAUAUAAGUUACGAUUAAUCUAACUCAAGACGAUUACAUUCAGUGUAAAUUGCAAGUGGUUCAAACAUCGUCUGGAUUAGUUUAUGUUCCUGAGGAAUUCCAUGAGCAUUAAUUCAUGAAGAAACUCUAUAAUCUAGCCAGAAAUACCAAGGAGUCAUGGGAUGUCUUGGAUGUUUUGCAGCACUGUACAGCAAAAAAAUCUAUUGCAAUAGGCAAACAGAUCCAUGCACAUAUCACCAAAACUGGAAUACAUAAUGAUGUUCUCGUGGGAAACCAUCUCAUCAACAUGUAUUCAAAAUGCUGCAGUUUGAAGGAUGCACGCCAAGUGUUUAACCUAAUGUCUGAACGAAAUCUGGUGUCCUGGAAUACCAUGAUUACAGCAUAUGCCAACAGCGAUAAUGGCAUAGAAGCCAUCGAAAUUGUCUGGAAAAUGCAGCAAGAAGGAGUCACAGUAGACAUGUACACGUUUACAAGUGCAGUCCAUGCGUGUGCCUGCGCUUCAGCUCUAAGUGAGGGAAUGCAAGUUCACGGUUUGAUUGUUAAGAACCUCGUUGAGUCCAAUGUUUUCGUGGAGAGUGCCCUUGUAGACAUGUAUGCGAAAUGCAAUAGAAUUGAGGAUGCACGCCAAGUGUUUAACAAAAUGCAUGAUACGGAAAUUGUCUCAUCGAAUGCAAUGAUUGCAGGUUAUGUCUCUAAUGGUGAGGAUGAGGAGGCAUUGGUUAUUUUCAGGCAGGUGCAGCGUAACGGCUUGAGUCAAAAUCAGUUUACUCUUUCUAGCGCCCUGAGUGCUUGUUCCAGUCUCGCAGACAUGCAAGAGGGUAUCCAGGUGCAUUCUGUGGCAAUUAAAACUGGAUUCCAGCCUCAUGUCUUUGUGGGCACUGCUCUUGUUGACAUGUAUGCCAAAUGUGGAAGCAUAGACGAUGCAUAUAACGUGUUUGACAGAAUGCCAGAGCGAAAUGUUGUGGCAUGGAAUGCAAUGAUUAAAGGAUAUGCUCAACAUGGCCGAGGAAAUGAGACAAUCCAACUAUUUGAGCAGAUGCAGGAGGCAUUGAUGAAACCAAAUGAAAUCACAUUUAUUUGUGUCCUGUCUGCAUGCAGUCAUGCAGGCCUGGUGAAUGAAGGCCGACUAUAUUUUGAUUCCAUGGUACGAAAUUAUGGCAUCACGCCAAACAUAAGACACUAUGCCUGCAUGGUUGACUUGCUUGCUCGUGGUGGACAUCUUCAAGAGGCAGAAGAUUUGAUCAACAAAAUGCCAUUUGAACCUAAUGCUGCCAUUUGGGGAGCUAUACUGGGAGCUUGUAGAAUUCAUGGCAAUAUGGAGUUAGCAGGACGUGCUGCAGAAUGCCUAUUCAAGCUGGAACCACACAAUGCUGCAAAUCAUGUGCUUCUAUCAAAUACUUAUGCUGCAGCUGGUAGGUGGGAUGAUGUAGAAAAGGUGUGGAAACUGUUGAAGGAAAGUGGGAUGAAGAAAGAACGAGGGCUAAGUUGGAUUGAGGCCAAAAACAAGGUGCAUGUAUUUGUUGUUGGAGAUAGAUCACACCGACUAACAGAGGAAAUAUAUUCAAUGUUAGAGAGAUUGACUGAGCAGAUGAGAGAAUCUGGAUAUGUUCCUAAAACUACCUUUGCACUACAUGAUGUAGAAGAGCAACAUAAGGAACACCUCCUUGGUCACCACAGUGAAAAAUUGGCUCUUGCUUUUGGACUUAUCAUUCUACCUCCUGAGGUAACCAUUCGAAUCAAGAAGAAUCUUCGUAUGUGUGGAGAUUGUCACACAGCCUUCAAGUUCAUAUCAAAUAUUUCCAUGCGAGAAAUUAUUGUGAGGGACACAAAUCGUUUUCAUCAUUUCAAGAGUGGUCUGUGCUCCUGUGGAGACUAUUGGUGACUGAAAAAUACUGUUCGCAAGAUUUUACUCUUAACUGGUCCCCAUAUGGCUUCUGUAAAGAAAUUGCAUAUUUGAUAGAAACUGGAAAUUGAGAUAUUCUGCGAGAUGUUCUCUGUAAACCACCCAAGUAAGGAGUUGAUGCAAGUAGAGAAUCAGAGAUUGAACAGUGGGCAGUGUGGAAGCAGGAGGGUAAAAGUUGCAGAUGCUCUGAAGCAUCCUGAGAGAAAUGGGAAAAAAAAUUACAAUUGCCUCUGGUAUCCUAUUAAGAUGGAAUUUAAAAUGUUCAGCGCAAAGGCAAAUGCUUUACCACUUGGAUUUGAAAUUAGACUAUAGUUUGGCAUGUCACUGGCAGAUCUGAAAGCCUACUCACACUAUUAUGCAACAAUGCGAAAUAUUGUGAAAACUAAAGCAGAAGGUCAUAGCUUUAAUUGAUGUGUUUAAGGCAAAUAUGCAGUUUGUGUAAGCUUUAUCGCGCCGGAUGAUGAUGUUUUGCUUGGAAAGUGGCUCCAGUUUUGGGGGAUCCCUUGAAUUUUUUGGCAACCUUGCAGAUUGUGUUGAAGAAUUAGCAGCUCAUAAUGGAGUUACAGAGGCCUUCAUGUGGCCGUUUCUGUGAUUCAUGAGAAGAAUACCACCCAGCUAUAUCUGCUGGUAAAGAAGUAUGAUUGGCAAGGAUAAGCCAAAUCAAUGCAAGCUCUAUGUCUUAACCAUAGUGUCAGAUUGAGCUAUGCCUAAUACAAAGAUACACAGUGAAUAGGUUGUCUACGCAAGAUUAAUUUAAUAUAGAAUCCAGUGGCCAAUUUAGUCUAUUUUUAUAGUCUUAGGGCUGAAUUGGAGACUUUUUUAUAGCGAAUUUGAGCCUGAUAAAUGGAAGAGAAUUUUUGAAUAAGCUGUAUUGUAAUUUAUUGUUGAAGGGUUCCUUUCAUGUUUCCAUCUUUUUCCUCAUCCCUUUUUAUUUCUGAUCUUGGUGCCCAUAAAAAUAGGGGCUAUUGAUUGACCUAGCAAUGAUGAGUAUAUUUUAGAGAGUCCAUAAAAAAUCA